UUUGUCCGUCUUCCUAAAAUCUCUCUCUCCUCCUGCCCAACUAUAAUCUCUCAUCACUUUCUAUUACGGACUACGGAGUACUAAUCUCUUCUUAAUUUCUCAACAACAAAAAAUAAAAAAUAAAAAAAUAUCGACCGUGGAUCCAAUCAUGACGGUAGGAUUGUGUAACGCCAACCCGGUGGUCCACGCUAAGAAAGAAAGAGUCGCCCGCACCGAAUACAUUCUCCCUGCUACUGCUGUUGCUGAUGAUGAUGACUCAUCCUCCACCGUUGAUCCUCUUGAUGUUUAUGAUCAUGUUCGGGAUAUAAGAGAUCCAGAGCACUCAUAUUCACUGGAGCAGCUGAGUGUUCUUUCUGAGGAUUCAAUUACUGUUGAUGAUAAUCUUGCUCGUAUUUUGAUAACAUUCACGCCAACCAUCCAACAUUGUAGUAUGGCAACUGUUAUUGGCCUGUGCCUAAGAGUUAAACUCAAGCAUUAUUUCCCGCCACAUUAUAAGGUUGACAUCAAAGUAUCCCCUGGCUCUCAUGCAGAUGAAGAAUCAGUGAACAAACAAUUGAACGAUAAAGAGAGAAUUGCAGCUGCACUAGAGAAUCCGAACCUUCGCCAGCUUGUGGAUGAGUGCCUCUCUUCCAAUGAAGUAAUUAACUUCAAUUAGUUGCCCCUGAUCUGCUUCUCAUCUUCUGUUCCCUUACACAAUGUACAGUAAAAAAGCCCUUUUGCAACUUUGUAUGGAAUAUAUGAGAGACGGCUGGUAAUUAAUCAUGUAAUCUGAAUUUCCUAAAGCUUUCUGUAAGCUUAAGAAGUGCAUGUCUGCUUCUGUUUAAUAGAAGAUACCAAUUGAUAUAUCAAAAUCCAAAAGGGAUUGAAAUUUAGA
Spinacia oleracea (spinach) is the source of this 874-nucleotide messenger RNA. RefSeq names its product protein AE7-like 1. NCBI's taxonomy places the organism in Eukaryota, Viridiplantae, Streptophyta, Magnoliopsida, Caryophyllales, Amaranthaceae. The coding region runs from base 149 to 655 and encodes 168 amino acids. The record is from RefSeq and is a predicted model, not a curated record. The transcript is spliced from 5 exons.